UCGCUUCACCUCAGCUCACCUCCCGGGGCUAUCCCGCCCCUCAGCGAGCCGGGGGAGGGGGUAGGCGGGAGAGAAGCAAGGCGGGAAGGCGGUGACAGGGCCGCUGGCACCGCGCCCCCGUCCCCGUCCCCCCCGUCCCCCCCCCCGCCCCCUGCCCUGAGGUGAGGGGAAGGCGGGAGCGGGACGCGCGAGCCGCCCGCCUGAGGGGGCGCGCGCGAGCGGCGGCGGCGGCCCCGGCGGUCGGCGGCGUGAGGGGACGGCGGGGAGGGCGUUGCUGCUGCUGCUGCAGGGCCGCCCCCACCCGCCGGAGAAGCGAGGCGGGGAGAGGAGGAAGGAAGAAGCAGCCGCUGCUGCUGGAGGUGGUGGUGGCGGCGGUGGUGGUGCUGCUGCAGCCGCGGGCAGAGCCUCCCCCUCCCGCCGGGCCGGGCGGGGCGGGCUCCGGAGCCGAGAUGUCUCAGGAGCGGCCCAAGUUCUACAGGCAGGAGCUGAACAAGACGGUGUGGGAGGUGCCCGAGCGGUACCAGAACCUCUCCCCGGUCGGCUCCGGGGCCUAUGGCUCCGUCUGUUCUGCCUUUGACACAAAAACUUCAUUGCGUGUGGCUGUAAAGAAGCUGUCCCGACCAUUUCAGUCUAUCAUCCAUGCCAAAAGGACCUACCGAGAGCUACGGCUACUUAAGCACAUGAAACACGAAAAUGUGAUUGGCUUGUUGGAUGUGUUCACCCCUGCCAAGUCCCUAGAAGAAUUCAAUGAUGUGUACCUGGUGACACACCUUAUGGGAGCAGAUCUGAACAACAUUGUGAAAUGCCAGAAACUCACUGAUGACCAUGUGCAGUUCCUCAUAUACCAAAUUCUUCGGGGACUGAAGUACAUCCAUUCAGCUGACAUAAUACACAGGGAUUUAAAACCUAGUAACCUAGCUGUAAAUGAAGACUGCGAGCUAAAGAUCCUGGAUUUUGGCUUGGCCCGACACACAGAUGAUGAGAUGACGGGGUAUGUGGCUACCCGGUGGUACAGGGCUCCAGAGAUCAUGCUGAACUGGAUGCAUUACAACCAGACAGUUGAUAUUUGGUCAGUGGGAUGCAUUAUGGCUGAACUGUUGACUGGAAGAACGUUGUUUCCCGGUACAGACCAUAUUAACCAGCUUCAGCAGAUCAUGCGUCUGACGGGAACACCCCCUGCAUAUCUCAUUAACAGGAUGCCCAGCCAUGAGGCAAGGAACUACAUUCAGUCUCUGUCUUACAUGCCGAAAAUGAACUUUGAAAAUGUGUUUAUUGGUGCCAAUCCACUAGCUGUGGACUUGCUAGAGAAGAUGUUGGUACUGGAUACAGACAAACGUAUUACUGCAGCAGAAGCGCUGGCUCACGCCUACUUUGCUCAGUAUCACGACCCGGACGAUGAACCAGUGGCAGACCCCUAUGACCAGUCUUUUGAAAGCAGAGAACUUGAGAUUGAAGAAUGGAAAAGCCUGACUUAUGAUGAAGUAAUCAGCUUUGUGCCACCACCGCUUGACCAAGAGGAGAUGGAAUCCUGAGAAACUGCCCUCUUCUGUUUGUCCCACUUCACUGUGAGGGGAAGGCCUUUUUCAUAGGGACUCUCCAGUUAUCGUUCAAGUGCCUCGUCACAACAAUAUUCUCCUUGGUGGAGGGGUUUUGUGUGUGUUGAAUUGGGGAGGGUGGGGGGAGGGAAGAAAGCUGAGUCUAUGUAAACAUGCUGCAUGCUCUCUUGUAUUCUGUGUACAGCCUGGGGCGAGCCUCUGACCUGUGCUGACUGCUCUUCAGUCCUUCCAGAGUAACAGUGCUCAGCCAGUUUGUGCUGCUGGGGCAAGGUGGGGAAGUUGACCUUUAAAGUUUGGUUACAAUCGUUGCCAUUUAUCAAUUCUUCUACAACUGAGUAACCUCAAAAUAAUGCAAAUUGUUUUAUAGGCUUAGAGAGUCCUCUGUUUUCUUCAGGACUAAAGGUGGGGUUGAGGGAUGUCCUUGUUCAGUGCCAGAUGGCUGAUUUACCUCCAGAUCUUCCUGGUACAGCAGAAUGUACAGGCCUUCUAAUGUCUGAUUCUUGGAACAUGAAAAGGUUUUGUUUGAAACUGUAAAUAUGUUCGUGCCUUAAAUGAAUGGGGAGAGAGGGGAAAGGAAGUCUGGAGUGGAAAUUCUGACCCACUGUUUUUCUGGGUGAAGGCUCCCAGAUAGCCAGGCGUGAACUCUGUGUAAUAGGGAAGUAACUUUCUGAGGCAGCAGCCUCUAUCCCUGGAUUGAGUAUUCCUGUAUCUUUCCCUCUUCCCCUCCUCUCGUUCUGAGGCUUCCCAGCACUAGUCUGCAGAAGACAGAGGCUGGAGGAGGUUCUUGCUAGCCACACAUUGUGUAUUUUGUUCCUUAAAAGGUGGGGUGGUUUUGCAUGUCAUAGCUGUAUGUGCAUGUAGAGCUGCUUGAUUUUUGUCAUUACUUUUUGGGGAUGGCACUGGGGCAGUUCAGUUGUCAGUGAACUAUUUUACUGAGUACCUCAGCCAGUGCCGUGAAGUCACAGCAUCCUUCCUCUUGUGCUGCAGCUCGUUGUGAAAUAACUGCCAUGCUGGAGGCUUUGAUGAGGAAAGGAUCAAAUAUACGGCAUAGAAACAUGCACCUUUUUCUUUGUUCUGACCUUCUGGUUUCAAGGGAGGAGAGCGUGGGAUGGAGGGUUUCUUGUGAGAUCAAAUGUUUAAAAAAAAAAAAAAAAAUAGUUCUUGAAAGAAACAACCAUGGCAUCUUGUGCCAGAACUUAAGUUAUUUCCUGAAAAUAAUCUUUUUAGAAGUAUUGGAAUCCAAAGCAAAGAAAUAAGCAUGCAUAAAACCACAAUCUCCCUUUCACUGUCUGUAUCUAUAAAUAUAAAUAUUUAUAUAUAUGAAACUAACAUUUACUAGAGGAUUUUUUUACCCUCUCAGAUAAGAGCUUCUUGGCUGUUUUUUUAGCAGGUUGAUCUCUGCCUGAGGAGAUGUGAAAAGGGAGUAUGUUUGAAUACAAACAUGGUUCAGAUGUUUUGUAUUUUCUAGGACUCUGCAUGAGUGAAAUGCCCAGAGUUAGAGACUGGCAGGAGGGAGGUUUCGCAGCAUGUUUGUGUGCUAGAAACGCACCCGGGGAGCUCAGGAGCCCAUCUUAGGACUUGUGGAGGACACUUUUUUUUUUUUUUAGAUGCUUAUUUGUUGCAGGCAUCCUGUGUGGGCAGCGUACCUGUGUAUGUGAGGAGAAAGGCUUUUGCAGUAUUUUGUGUUCUUGUUACCUAUGGGAUGGGGAGGAACUGUUCAUAGUGUUUCUACCCCGUGGUUUGAAGAGGCGGCACGAAGGGAUGGGACACGGAUGACAAAGCCAUUGAUUCUUCCUAGGCUACUUUCCAGUGAUCUGUUCAGGUAAAACACUUAAUAAAGGUCAGGGGUGAGAUGAAGAGAGCAGUUCUUUUGUGCUCUGGGAUAAAACUCUCCUCGGCCCGAAAAAGUCAAGACAGAAAACCUCCCUUUUCUGCUGGACCAGCAGUCCAGGUAUUCAAAUGAAAAUGUAGAUAUACUAUGUAAACCUACAGCAAGAUUAUUUUUAUCAGCCGUUUUAUGUGUAGAUGCUACAGUGUGAUUUCAUGCGGAAAUAUUGCUAAAGAUUUUUAAAAAUAUAGAUGUUGUGUGUGCGUGUGUGUGUGUCUGUGCGUGAGUGGGAAUGUUUCAUUCGGAGUCCGUGCUCUUAACGGGAGCCCAGGUGGCAUGCACUCCCUACCUUCAGUGCAAUGCUGUUCAGCUGCCCGCAGACUGGGCAGGAGGACGCGCUUCAAAGAAAAGAGAUCUGCUAUUUUGUUUCUAUCCAUGAAUUUUGCUGUAAUUGGUUAUGCCAGAUAAGAUGUCACAAUACCACUGGUUAAAAAUAAAACCUAUUUUUCAGAUUUA
Messenger RNA from Falco peregrinus (peregrine falcon), 3900 nucleotides. It is a transcript of the gene MAPK14, whose product is annotated as mitogen-activated protein kinase 14. Gene Ontology annotation, cellular component: nucleus; cytoplasm. The coding region runs from base 450 to 1532 and encodes 360 amino acids. Lineage: Eukaryota; Metazoa; Chordata; Aves; Falconiformes; Falconidae. Gene Ontology annotation, molecular function: MAP kinase activity; ATP binding. The record is from RefSeq and is a predicted model, not a curated record. Gene Ontology annotation, biological process: p38MAPK cascade; protein phosphorylation. The transcript has 12 exons.